AUGGAAGAAAACAAACAAGAAUCGCUUGAGGAACUCAAGAAAAAGGGCUUUGCCUACUACAAUGAAGGAAACCAUGAAAAAGCGAAGGAGAUUUUGGUCAGAGCGUUGGAAAUACAAACGAAGGAGUCAAUUGAAGAUGACCUUUCGGUGGCUGGCGCACUUAAUGUGAUUGGGAGUGUGCUGCUGAAGGAAGGGAAGCUCAAUGAAGCCUUGGAGAAAUUCGAAAGGGUUCUUGCGAUCCAGUUGAAGAAAUUGGGAAGACAUGUUGACACAGCCGAAACCUACGAAAUUAUUGGACAAAUCUAUCACGAACAAAAAAACGACCAAAAUUGCGGAAAGAUGCUACGAAAAGCUCUGGAUAUCAAGCUCGAAGUUUUGCCACGAGAAAACAUUUCUGAUUUGACGGAUCUGUACCAGCGCCUAUCCAUAUCAUUGCAGUUACAAGGAAAGUUUUCAGAAGCAACCAACACGAACAAACGCGCACUUGCAACCCUACUAGAAGUACACGGGGAAGAGCAUCCUGCUGUUAUAGAGUCGUACAAUGGUAUUGCCAUACUGUUGGCAAACCAAAUGAGAUUUGACGAUGCGAUUCAGAUACUUGAUAAAAGCAUCGAAAUUUGUUCGCGGCUCCAAGAAGCGGGAGACUUCGACAAAGAUCUGUUGGCAAGAUCGCUCUUCAACAAAGGACGAUGCCUGAAAAUACAAGGGAGAUUGGAUGGUGCCACGCAGAUGUUCACCAAAGCGCUAGCGAUAAGAAAGGAAGCGCUAGGUGCAAUGCACCCAUCGACAGGAGAGUUUUAUGAAAGUCUUGGAGAAACAUAUGUUCGACAAGACAUGCUGGAAGAGGGCAUCCAUGCUUUCACCAAGACUCUGGAGAUUCGCCAAAGUGUGUUUUCUGAUGAUCAUCCCGGCCUGGAGGAGCUUAAGCGUACCAUUGCACCGUUAAAGCGAAGGAAAAAGGCGAAAACACUUCACGAACAGGGACUGGCAAUGAAGACGCAAGGCGAUUGGGAAAAGGCGAGACAAUUCUUCCAGGAGGCGCUGAAUAUUUACGAGGAUUUGAGCGCUACUGUUUUUGAUGCCAGUAUGGCAGCAAUAUAUGCGAAUAUUUCGACUCUCUACAUGGAACUGGCAAUAGUGUGCGAGAAUAUUUCUUCUAUGAAAGUUGACAACGGUUUGCUGGAAGAUGGCAUCGCUGCGAGUGCAGAAGCCCUCAAGAUUCGUCGCAGAAUAUAUGGGGACGAUCAUAGGGACACGAAAAGGCGUAUGAAAGCACACAGGUCGUUGCUGAAACGUCUCUUGCAAAAUCGAGGCACCAAAUAG
Cylindrotheca closterium is the source of this 1323-nucleotide messenger RNA. Lineage: Eukaryota; Bacillariophyta; Bacillariophyceae; Bacillariales; Bacillariaceae. The record is from the annotation of a GenBank genome assembly.